AUGGGGUUGUUGUCCUUGUAUGAGGCCUCGUUUCUCGCAGUUGAGGAAGAGAGUAUAUUGGAUGAGGCGAGAGACUUUUCUACAAAACACUUAGAAGAAAACUUGAAGAAAAUAAAGAAUCCAUAUUUGGCGAUGCUCGUGAAUCACGCUCUCGAGGUUCCUCUCCAUUGGGCGAUGCAAAGAUUCGAGGCAAGAUGGUUCAUAGAUGCAUAUGGAAAGAAAGAAGAUUUGAAUCUCACACUCCUCAAAUUUGCUAUGUUGGAUUUCAACAUGGUACAAGCCAUACAUCAAGAAGACCUUAAACAUGUUUCAAGAUGGUGGGAGAACUUGGGAUGGGGCAAAAAAAUGCCCUUCCUUAGGGACCGAUUGGUGGAAUGUUACUUAUGGUCCUUGGCAGAGGUGUACGAUCCAAGACCUGAAUUUCAAUACUAUAGAAGGAUGUCCACAAGGGUGAACCAACUUGCCACAUCCAUUGAUGAUAUUUAUGACGUCUAUGGCACUUUGGAUGAACUUGAGCUGUUAACUGAUGCAUUUUUCAGGUGGGACGUGAAUCUUGUUGAAACCCUGCCAGACUAUAUGAAGAUAUGUUUCCUUGGCAAUGUCAAUUCUGUCAAUGAAUUAGGCUAUGAGGCUCUUAAGUGUUUUGGAGUCAAUGCCCUUCCCUAUCUCAUCAAAGCGUGGACGGAUUUAUGUGGGUGUUAUAUGAAAGAAGCCAGGUGGUUUUAUGGAGGGCAUGUGCCUUCUCUUGAUGAAUACUUAAACCAUGCAUGGAUGUCUGGUGCAACUCCUAUGAUGGUUGUUCAUGGAUAUUUUCUUUGUAUUUCUGCUUCUAAUCCCAUCACUAAGGAGGGCUUGGAAGCAGUUAAAAACUAUCAUGAUAUCAUCAAAUGGCCUUGUAUGAUCUCUCGUCUGGUAAAUGAUUUAGGAACUUCAAAGAAUGAAUUGAAACGAGGAGAUAUUCUCAAAUCGGUGCAAAUUUAUAUACAUGAAACUGGUGCAUCAGAAGAAUCAGCUCAGCAAUAUAUUAAAGAGCUCGUUAUAGAGACAUGGAAGAAAAUAAACACAACUCGUGUAAAGCCUGAUUGCCCUUUUGGGAAGAAGUAUGUGGAUAUAACAACAAACAUUGCGAGGGCAGCUCAUUACAUGUAUCAAUAUGGAGAUGCACAUGGACAUAAUAUUAAAGGGAAAAACAAGGAUCGUAUCACCAUGCUCCUCAUCGAGCCAAUUCCGAUUUCCUUUAAUUGA
This is a messenger RNA of Impatiens glandulifera, 1245 nucleotides long. RefSeq names its product (-)-alpha-terpineol synthase-like. The transcript is spliced from 5 exons. Gene Ontology annotation, molecular function: terpene synthase activity; magnesium ion binding. The coding region runs from base 1 to 1245 and encodes 414 amino acids. Gene Ontology annotation, biological process: diterpenoid biosynthetic process. Lineage: Eukaryota; Viridiplantae; Streptophyta; Magnoliopsida; Ericales; Balsaminaceae. The record is from RefSeq and is a predicted model, not a curated record.